Penicillium canariense is the source of this 1851-nucleotide messenger RNA. Its product is annotated as fungal specific transcription factor domain-containing protein. The transcript is spliced from 2 exons. Lineage: Eukaryota; Fungi; Ascomycota; Eurotiomycetes; Eurotiales; Aspergillaceae. The record is from RefSeq and is a predicted model, not a curated record. The coding region runs from base 1 to 1851 and encodes 616 amino acids.
AUGGAUCCAAGUCGAGUAACCAUAUAUAACCCUGAGUCCAUAUUGAACGAUCUUUCCGUAUCUCCGGAGUCAGCUCCAGGAGUUGAACAGGGGUCGCUUGCUCCAACAAGUUCACACGCAGCGCAUAUCCAAUCCCUUGAGGCAGUGAAACUUUCAUCACAGACGGAAAAUCCACAGCGGAAGUUGCAUUGGUACAAGAGGCAAAGAAGAGCUGCUCCACCAAAGCUCUCUGACCACUAUCGAAAAUAUCUCGAAGAUGCUGGGGCCUUUCUUGAACUACCACGGGCAACCACGGAUGCUCUCUUGCCAAUUUAUAUAUCUGGCCUGGAUGAUCUCAUACCCAUCAUGGACGGCGCACGUGUCUUCCGCGAUUAUAGCAACGAGCAGUCUUCCCCAUAUCUAGUGAAGGCAAUGUGUCUUGUGACCUGCAAAAUGAUGCAGGCGGUCCCUUUCCUGCGUAUGAACGCUGAUGGCCCGCUCAUGGAGCCGUUAGAGUUUGCAUCUAAGCUGCUAGCCGGCCUCAAUGCAGCUAUCAAAGCAGAGCUUGAGCCCGAUAGGAUCAUCAAGGUCCAAGUUCUUGCACUGAUGCAUCUACACACUGAUGGGUUGGCUGGGAUGGACCGUGCAUCAAGCUACCUAUCACAGGCCAUUUGUGAAGCGUGGUCAUUAUCUCUACAUGUGCAAAUUCUGGGGAGUCUUGAACAAGAUCAGAACGACCUAUUGUGGUGGUCUCUGCGAAACUUCGACCGAGUAAACAAACCUAUUACGGGAGCGGCACCUUUCCUCAUUGACGACACUGACAUUGGAAUUGAGCGUAUCGGCCUAAUGAGAGACAGCUACCGCUCCCAGGUCAUGGAGGUAUCCCUGCAUUUGGGGGAUCUCAUGGUUACUGCAACCAGGGUUUAUAAAGCGAGCUGUAAAGCUGCUGUUGAUCAGUGUCAGGAAUUUCUAUCUCUAUCCGAGCUUACGUCGGACACUGAUUAUGACCAUUUCCACAGAUCGCACAGAGAGUACCUGGAGAUUUGGUAUCAUGUGGCUGCCAUGCUAUCCUGUCGGUAUAGCGGACCGGGCAGCGUUCAAUACAAUCGACGCCUGGCAUCAGCUGAUCGUAUCGUCGAGUUAACCUCCUGUAAGAAGGGUCAGAAUCUCCCUCCACUUCCUCUCGUGCCCUAUGCAAUGUCAAUGGCCCUUACGGUUAUCUACCGCGCUUUGCGUGACAACCAACGUGAUACUAAAGCCGCAUAUGACAACCUCCUCGUGUGCUGCAAUGCUUUAGAGGCUAUGAGCAAACUGUGGACGAGCACGAAGAGGGUGCUUCAGCUUGCAAAGCGGUUAUUGAAGCUUAUGAACAAACCUGGGGUCAUGAAUUCAAGGCAUCUGAAUAAUAGCAACGAUCACCUUCGUCAAGGAAGUGAAGCAAAUCCCUCCAUGGUUACGGCUGCAGAUAAUUCCUCGAUAACCAGACAUGGAGCAGACAACGGAUGUACCAACGCUGAGGAAAUAGCAACAACUCCACCCGGUGCUUCCCGAACUCAUAAAAUAGUGCAUAACGGACAUGGAGCACAGUGUGACGAAAAUGCACAGCAGUCGAACAAACCGUGGCCAGGGUCCGGAACGUCUCACUUCCAGCUCGACAGUGCGAUCUUCGACUUGUUUGACGACAGCUUGCCAAUCGCAUUCCAAGACCCUGCCACAUUGGAUUAUAUCCACUUUUCAAUGAACGAGAAUAGCUACUCCAGCAACUUCCAGUUCUGCUCUUCAUUUGCCUCUCCAGACCUAGAAUAUGGCGACGACAGCCUUCAUGCAAACAUUAACUCGGACUUGAGAAUUGAAUUUGCGCAGAAUGGAUAG